This is a messenger RNA of Vitis riparia (riverbank grape), 1108 nucleotides long. RefSeq lists its product as uncharacterized. The record is from RefSeq and is a predicted model, not a curated record. The transcript is spliced from 3 exons. Lineage: Eukaryota; Viridiplantae; Streptophyta; Magnoliopsida; Vitales; Vitaceae. The coding region runs from base 387 to 923 and encodes 178 amino acids.
UCUCUCUAGACGCUUCACUUUCCAGAGCCAAACACCAAUUAAUUUUCUUUCUGAUUCUCAGCUUCUCUCGCUCUGAUUUUCAGUUUGUUUUAUUUGUGGAAGUGGUGUUGGAUCUCUGGAAUUUUUUACUUUUGUGUUUUUUUGAGAGAUUGAUCUGUUGGCUGAUUGAUUGGAGUUGUUGUGAGGUGUUUUGUUUUUUCCCUGAAAUGUCUUUGAUGUGUGAGGUUUUUGACAUCGGAGAAGCGAAGGUUGAAGGAGAGUGGGAGAAGGAGAGAUAGCGUCGAGAAGAAGAGUGAAAGAAGCAGAGUUAAAGCGAGAAAGAGAGAGAAAAUUUUGAUUUGUUUGGAUUCGCUUCUUCUGAGUUUGCUAGAAAAUCAAGGCGCUGUAUGGUUUCAUUUCCAGAGAAACCAAGUUUGUCAGAAGAGGUUUUCCAAGAACGGAUGUCUGCAACAGUGAUCAACACACAAAUACUAAUAGUGAUGUCGGCGCAAGAAGCUUCAACCAAGAUCAUUUCACAAAUCGAAGUGGAAUUCGCAAAAUGCGAUUGCUGCGGACUCACCGAGGAAUGCACGCCUGAGUACAUCGAGACGGUUCGAGAGCGAUACAAUGGGAGAUGGAUAUGCGGCUUGUGCUCCGAGGCGGUGAAGGAAGAGAUGAUUCAGAUGAAGAGGUUCCAGAGGCUGAUAAGCACCGAAGAAGCCGUGGACCAGCACAUGAACUUCUGCAAAAACUUCAGGUCCUCAAGUCCGCCGUCGAACCCCACCGUCCACCUCAUCUCCGCCAUGCGUCAGCUUCUCCGUCGAAGCUUGGAUUCUCCCAGAGCUUUGAGGUCGACGCCGACUAGUCCAGUGAGGCAAGGCCAAGAGAUUCCGUGUCCGGCGCUGACUCGAUCGGAAAGCUGCUUUCCGACGUUGUCUGGCUGAUUAAUUUAGGGGCGAUAUGAAGAAGGAAGGUAAAUGGCUAUGAAGAAUAAAACAGUUGUAAACAUCGAAAAGUUUUAUCUCAAUUGUGAAAAAUAAAUAUAAAAUAUUAAAAAAAACAAACUGGUUUUAUGAUUUAGAACUUGUUCAUGUCCCUAGAAUUUAAAUUUAUAACCUUUUUUUCUCUA